This is a messenger RNA of Rodentolepis nana, 2370 nucleotides long. Lineage: Eukaryota; Metazoa; Platyhelminthes; Cestoda; Cyclophyllidea; Hymenolepididae. The record is from the annotation of a GenBank genome assembly.
AUGAGUGCCGGAUACGAUCGACUAGCUGACUUAUGGAAGAUUUUGAAUCCUCUUUUUGAAAAGAUGUUGUCCAUGAAUGGUCUUACAAAGACAGAGCAUGCCCAAGUUUGCAAUUGUGUGUAUGGUUACUGUAUAAGUGUGGACACAACGAAAGCAAUUGCUUUAAACGGUUCGGAACUCUUAUCAUUUUUUGAAAAAUAUUGGAUCAAUUACUCCCUGGCAGCAAAAUACAUUGAUCACAGAUGCAAUUAUCUUAAUAGAAACUGGGUCAAAACUAAAGUUGACGAAGGUUCGAAGGACAUAGUCAUAGUUUACUCGCUGGCUCUGGUUAUAUGGAAGGAAGAGUUAUUUAAGCCAUGCAGCAGGGCUCUUAUUAGUGCACUCCUUGAUGAAGUUGAGAAGGAGCGUAGGGGAGAAUGUGUAUCAACUUCAAGAUUAUGCAUUGUAAUAAACAGCCUUGUGGAACUGUGCAUAACAUCAGAAUCACAUCCUACUGCGUCUUUGAACACAAGUGUCUCCCCUGUUACUACUCGUGGACAUGAUAAUGUUCCUUCAACACAAGUUCCUUCUUAUAGUCCACCCGAUGCUCAUCUUGACUGGCGACAAGGUCUUCCUGUUUACAGAGAUCACUUUGAACAGCCCUUCCUUCGAGAAACCGUUCGCUAUUAUGAAACUGAGAGCAGUGCUGAGGUUUGUGUCGAAAACGAAAAGAGACGAGCUGAUUCUUAUCUCCACAAAAGCACCCUUCAUGAACUCAUAAAGACAACCUAUGAUUGCCUUAUCGGAAACCAUAUUGAAACCAUUGCUGCCGAAUUUAUUAACCUCUUGAAGGAUAACAGGAUUGAGGAUUUGGCCAGAAUGUACAAAGCUUUAAUUCGCUUUGAGGAAGGUGAAAGUCGCCUCGUCCAAAUGUUAGAGCUGUAUGUAGAUGAGGUUGGCUCAGAUGCUUUAAAACAAGUUUGCGAGACUGCCAAAACGGCACCCAAGAUCUUCGUAGAUACAAUUAUAGAGGUCCAGCUAAAGUGUGAAAAUUUACUUCAAAAUGCCUUUUCCAAGAACGCGUCUUUCUCUCGAGCCAUUGACAAGGGAUGUGAGCGUUUCAUUAACCGAAAUGCUAUUACAGAGGCGCUUGGUAGCACACGAAAGACACCUGAGCUCGUUGCAAAGUAUGCUGAUAUUCUCCUUCGAAAGGGUACAAGGGAUGCUCAAAAUGUUGAUCUCGAUGAAGCAUUUGGCCAUGUGAUGAAAGUAUUCAAAUUUGUGGAGGACAAGGAUAUUUUCCAGAAAUUCUACUCUAACAUGCUAGCUCGUCGUUUGGUUCACAAUCAGUCAAUCUCUGAGGAUGCUGAGGGUGCAAUGAUUACCCUUUUGAGAAAUUCCUGUGGUCUGGAAUACACUUCCAAACUACAGAGGAUGUUCCAGGAUGUAACUUCUAGUCGAGAUCUCAAUACCUGUUUUAACGAAUGGCUCAAAACUAAGAAGGAGGAGAGAAGGGACCAACCGGAUAAUCUUUCAAAUAUGGCUGAUAUUACGAUCAUGGUGCUCAGCUCUAACGCUUGGCCUUUCCAAGCUCAGUCUCAACUGAAUCUCCCAUAUGAGUUGGAGAAGUGCCUAAAAGUGUUUACGGAAUUCUACCAGGGCCACCACGAGGGUCGAAAGUUGUCUUGGUGCUAUCAACUGUGCAGAGGUGAAGUUGUGUCCCUCUACACUAAAAUGCGAUACACCUUUGCAGUGUCAACCUACCAAAUGGCGAUUCUCAUGCUGUUCAACAAUGCCAAUUGCUAUUCAAUUCGCCAGAUUAGGGAACUCACUAAUCUCGAUGAAAAUAUGCUAAAUCAAAUUCUCAGCAUUUUUCUGAAAGCUAGGAUUCUUAUGGUGGCCGCAGGUGAUGCUCCGGAGGAACAGUUGAGACAACGGCAGAUUGAAGAGUCGGCUUUGGCUAACACUUCUGAUGCCCCCCCAACCCUUACACCGGAUGUCCUCCUAACGCUCUUCUUCAAUUAUAAUAAGCAAGCUCCAUUGUUGUAUUCUAUAGUUACCCCUGUAACUUCUCUCAUGGUAGAAUUAGGCAAGCGUAUUCGUGUGAAUCUCAACAUGCCAGUUAAAAGUGAAGUGAAACAGGAGACGGAAACAACUCUUGCAAACGUUGAAUGUGAUCGUAAACUCGGCAUACAGGCAUGCAUUGUUCGAAUUAUGAAGACAAGAAAGAGGUUAGAUCACCAGCAAUUGGUAAGAGAGGUUAUAGAUCAGAUGGCGUCCCGUUUCAAUCCUCCCGUCUCACAAAUUAAGCUGUGCAUUAACUCUCUAAUUGAGCGUGACUUCAUUAAGCGGGAUCCGAACAAUCUGAACAUCUACGAGUAUAUUGCCUAA